Messenger RNA from Mirounga angustirostris (Northern elephant seal), 5661 nucleotides. Its product is annotated as calmodulin-binding transcription activator 1. Gene Ontology annotation, molecular function: transcription coregulator activity; protein binding; double-stranded DNA binding. Bases 279 to 2375 code for a protein of 698 amino acids. Lineage: Eukaryota; Metazoa; Chordata; Mammalia; Carnivora; Phocidae. Gene Ontology annotation, biological process: regulation of transcription by RNA polymerase II. The transcript is spliced from 13 exons. The record is from RefSeq and is a predicted model, not a curated record. Gene Ontology annotation, cellular component: nucleus.
GUGCGGCCGGGAGGGCGGGGCCGAGGCCGGUGAGCUCACCGCUGCGCCCCGCCAUUGGCCCGGGCGUCGCACUCGGGCUGUGGCGGGGAGAGAGCGGUACCCGGAGCCCGAGUCGUUCCAGCUGCGGCGUGUGGAGCUGAGCGGGUUGGGCCGGGCUGGGCUGUCGGGGCCGGGCCGGGCGGGGCCGCGCGGGAGAGGAGGAGGAACGCAGAGGCGGCUCGGCGCCAGCCCGACCGAGCGGUGGCCGUGCUCUCCGAGUCCCGAAUAACCAGUUCAGGAUGUCCAUCCUGGAGCGCCUGGAGCAGAUGGAAAGGAGGAUGGCUGAGAUGACGGGGUCCCAGCAGCACAAGCAGGGGAGUGGAGGAGGCAGCAGUGGAGGGGGCAACGGGACUGGGAACGGAGGAAGCCAAGCUCAGUGCGCUUCUGGCCCUGGGACGCUGGGCAGCUGCUUCGAGAACCGUGUGGUUGUCGUGUGUGAGAAGAUGAUGAGCCGAGCCUGCUGGGCCAAGUCCAAGCACUUGAUCCAUUCAAAGACUUUCCGCGGGAUGACCCUCUUGCACCUGGCUGCUGCUCAGGGCUACGCCACCCUCAUCCAGACCCUCAUCAAAUGGCGCACAAAGCAUGCAGAUAGCAUUGAUUUGGAACUGGAAGUUGACCCGUUGAAUGUGGACCACUUCUCCUGUACUCCUCUGAUGUGGGCAUGUGCUCUAGGGCACUUAGAAGCUGCUGUCGUUCUAUACAAGUGGGACCGUCGGGCCAUCUCUAUUCCUGACUCUCUAGGAAGGCUGCCUUUGGGAAUUGCCCGGUCAAGGGGUCAUGUGAAAUUAGCCGAGUGUCUGGAGCACCUGCAGAGAGAUGAACAGGCUCAGCUGGGGCAGAACCCCAGAAUACACUGUCCUCCAAGUGAAGAGCCUAACACGGAUAGCUGGAUGACCCAGUGGCACAGCGAAACCAUCAGCUCUCCAGAAAUACCCAAAGGAGUCACCGUUAUUGCAAGUACCAAUCCAGAGCUGAGAAGACCUCGUUCUGAACCCUCUAAUUACUACAGCAGUGAGAGCCACAAAGAUUAUCCAGCUCCCAAAAAGCAUAAAUUGAACCCUGAGUACUUCCAGGCAAGGCAGGAGAAGCUGCUCUCCACUGCACUGAGCCUGGAACAGCCAAAUAUCAGGAAGCAGAGCCCUAGUUCUAAGCAGUGUGUCCCCGAGACAAUCAGCCCCAGUGAAGGAGUGAGGGACUGCAUCCGGGAAACCUCCCCUCCCACUCCAGAGACUGCAGGAUUCCAAGCCUCUGGAUCUCAGCCUGUAGUAAAGUGGAAUUCCAAAGAUCUUUACAUUGGUGUGUCUACAGUGCAGGUGACUGGAAAUCCGAAGGGGACCAGUGUAGGAAAGGAUGCAGCACCUUCACAGGUGCGUCCACGGGAACCAAUGAGUGUCCUGAUGAUGGCUAACAGAGAGGUGGUGAAUUCAGAGAUGGGGUCCUACCGCGAUAGCGCAGAGAGCGCAGAAUGCUCACAGCCCAUGGACGAUAUUCAGGUGAACAUGAUGACCUUGGCAGAGCACAUCAUCGAAGCCACACCUGAUCGAAUCAAGCAGGAGAGUUUUGUGCCCACGGAGCCCUCGGUGUUGGAAAGAGCAGACACUGUAGCCAUCAGCAGUACCAUGAGCUGGCUGGCCAGGUACCUAGCCGAUGUCGAUCGUCUGCCGAGCGCCACCCAGAUCAGAAGUGCAUAUAACGAGCCUCUAACCCCUUCUUCUAAUACCAGCUUGAGCCCUGUUGGCUCCCCAGUCGGUGAAAUAGCUUUUGAGAAACCCAGCCUUCCCUCAGCAGCAGAUUGGUCGGAAUUCCUGAGCGCAUCUACCAGUGAAAAGGUCGAGAAUGAAUUUGCUCAGCUGACUCUGUCUGAUCACGAGCAAAGGGAACUCUAUGAAGCUGCCAGGCUUGUCCAGACAGCUUUCCGGAAAUACAAGGGCCGACCCUUGCGGGAGCAGCAGGAAGUGGCCGCCGCUGUCAUUCAGCGUUGUUACAGGAAAUAUAAACAGUAUGCACUUUAUAAAAAGAUGACACAGGCUGCCAUCCUAAUCCAGAGUAAAUUCCGAAGUUACUACGAACAAAAAAAAUUUCAGCAGAGCCGGCGUGCUGCCAUGCUGAUCCAGAAGUGUUACCGGAGUUAUAGGAAGUGCGGCAAGAGACGGCAGGCUCGCCGAACAGCCGUCAUCGUACAGCAGAAACUCAGGAGCAGUUUGCUAACCAAAAAGCAGGACCAAGCUGCUCGAAAAAUAAUGAGGUUCCUGCGCCGCUGCCGCCACAGGUUCUCCGACCGAAUGGCGGGUGCCCUCUGCUGGAGAUACGCAGGAAGGGGAACCCGGCUGAGCUGAGAGAGUGAAAGAGUUGAGAAAGGCCAAGGAACUUGAAGACAUACAGCAGCAUCCCUUAGCAAUGUGACAUUGCUUUUCAGACUGUUUUCAUUUCUGUUUUUAGCAGAGACAGCAACGACACGCACACGCACGCACACACACGCACACACACAAUCCCUCUGCAGUUUUGGGGAGAUCAGCUGCAGGAUUUUAACAGGAAUGUGUUGGUCAUUGCAUCUGCACUUUCAUGGACAACUUUUAAUUUGAUCAGCAAGACAUCUUGGAACUCAAUCUUCUGUUGGAUCAUGGGAAAACAAGACACCACGAGGAAUUGGAAGAGGCUUCCUCUUCUUAGGAAGAAGCCAGUUUCCUUCUCAUAUAGGGCUGUAUUCAAACAUCGUGUGGAACUGUACAAAUAUUUAUACCAAAAAUAUAGACAAGCAAAGGUGGGGAUGCACUAGCAACAAAAGAGAAUGCUGCUCCUGCACCUGUCAGUUACUUCCAAGAAGCUGAAUCUUUGGGAUUGAUUCUCAGUGGAGGGCUUAGAUCAUACAAAUCUUUAUUGGGUCCGUGUGUUCUCAUUUCCUUCACUGAUCUUAUUUUAUUUUAAUUUGUGUUUGUUUUAAUCUCUACAGCACACUUAAUGCAACUUUUAAAAUCUGCAGGUUUUUAAUGUCUUGUGGAAAUUUGCAGAGGGGCGGGUGUGUGGUAAACGGGUAAUGCAUGGGAACUAAUGAGAAACAGCUUACAGAGUUUAAAUUUAUUUUCUUGUCCCCACCACCUCCCAAGAACCUGCGAGUAUAGUGAUCAUCUUGUCCCUUUUGCCAUGCUCAGCACUUUAAUUUUUGGGCCUUACUUUCAUGUGCAAUGAGAUUUACUUAGAGAAUUGGUACAGCAUGGAGCCUUUUUUAGUAACCUUGGAAACUGUAGUCAUUCUAAGGAAUCAUAAACCUUGCCUGGACAUUUGCCACCUAAAAGAUCAGUGUGGUGCUGCGUUCUGGCCAGUAAAUUCCAUAUUUUUGGCUAUAAUCUCAUCCAAACUGAGCAGUUUCUGUGUAUAUAUAGAAGGUAGAAACGGAAAGUGAGAAAAUAUUUGAAAGGGAUUAUAUUAAUUGCUAAAUAUUUUAUUCACAAAGGUCAAUAACAUGGCAAGAUAAAAUUAUUUGUAUAGUUUUGUCUGAACGAGCGAGAAAAAAUGUGGAUGUAUUGUUUGUAUAUAUUGUAUAUAUUAAAACAAAGAGAUAUGUGCAUGAAACCAAGAAAAAAGAAAUGAACAAAAGCAAAGCAUUAGUGGCUAUGGUCUGUAAAAUGAAACAAAAAAAACUUUAUUUCACUAUAAGAGUACUUUAUUUUAAAUGUUCUUUAGAAGAACAUUUUGCUAAAGCAUGACUAAACUGCAAAAAACAAAAAACAAAAAAAAAGAGCUACUGUAUUUAGACUUAGGAUAAAAGGCAGAGUAACAUUACUUAAAAAAAAAAAAAAGGAUAUGUUUACAUUUAAUUUUGGCUACCAGGAGUUUAUUUUAUUUAAUUUAAAAUUUUUUUGCCAACGGUGCCAAGUAAUGUGAAUGCUAAUAUUGCUUAAGAAAAUUAAGUUACUUUUGCUAAACAGAUAAUCAUAAGAUGAAUCUGUGUAUAGCUUAACACCAUCCACUCACUCCAACAAAGAACACUUAGAACGAUCAAAACCUGACAAAAGAAAUAGUAUGAAAAGCAGGAAAACGUCUCACGUUUUUCCUAUCUCCUGCUGGAAAUCAGAAAAUAUAUCAAAAAUUGCACAAAAGUAACUAAAAAUUUAAAAGAUGCAAACUGGUCUCGUAGGGUUGUCCUGGUCUAUUACUCUUUCCAUACAAUGAGGAGCCAAAGAAAUCUGAUGCUUUUAAAAAUUAAACUACUAACGUUAAAUUGAGAGAAUAAAGUUCGCAUUUGCUGAUGCCGGUUUAAAAUUCCCAGGUAAAGUUUCAGGAUCAGUUGGUGUAAAGCUGAGAUAACAGUUUUGUUUUGUUUUUUUCUUGGUUCUGGCUGCCAACUGUAAGUUAAAGCUCAAGGCUCGUUGUGAAGCCUAAAAAUAUUCACAAAUAAGCUUUUAAACUGGUGUCUUUAGAAGGAAGGUAGAUACAAAAAGAUUGUGGUAAAAACUGGGGUCAGUGCUUUUGGUGCCUUUUCUAUAAUUGUACUUGUUUUUUAAUUACUUCCUUUCACUGCCAACCUCGGAUUACUGUACAGUAUAUGUCUUACCGCUUGUGAUCAGCUUUGACAAGUGACGGCCCCACAACCAGUAGCCACCUGUACAUUUGUAAACUGACCUGGCUCGAUUUUGUUUUUAAAUGUGUGGGUUAUUUUGCAGCUGUUGCCCUCCCCACCCCGAAAUGCCUAUUAUUUUACCCAAUUUGACCUGUAGGAGGACACUGAGUAAUUUACAAACACACAAAUGUAUGGUAAAUGGGAAUAGGAAGGUGAAAGCCAGCUCUUUCAGGAUAUCCCAUAUUAGUACUGAACUUAGAUACGUUUAUUCCAUUUAUUAUGGUACAAAUAACUGAUCUUUUGACAAGAGUAAUGACCUCAGUGGAUUUGCGUUAACCCUCACAUUAAGUUACUCAUUUUUUUUUUUUUUAAUGUCUCCCAUGCUACAUUAUUAGCCAAGUAAGUUAGAAACUUCUGGAAGGUAAAGACUUAACAUAGAAUUAGGAGGGUUCUUACGGAGGGGAUAGGAAGUAGGUUCAGAACCUACCGGUGUAGCCUGCCAGUACAACUGAAUCCUAGGUGAGGUACGAAUGCACUUCCACUGAAACGACGCAUUUCUGACCGCUUUUCCUUGGUUGUGAAUCUUAAUUUUGAAUAUAAGACGAUAGGUAAGCGCAGCUUUCUUGGAUAAUCUGAAUUCCCAAGUGCCAGGAGUAGGACUUCAUUAUAAAAUUAAUAGCUAAUCUUAUUCUGUCUCCUGAGGAUUUAAUUGCUAUUCUUGUUACCCAUUUGAAAUCAGCUGUACUGUGUGAACGAAAUAAAGACAAUAACUCGGACCCCUCUCUGGCUGCACGGUCGCUUAUGGCAGUUCCACACAGUAGUUGGCGCCCAAUGGGGGGUCCCUGAGACUUGCAUGUAAAACUAGUCUAGAUGUCUUCUUUUUUGUAAGUUUUAUUUUUGUAAUUGUGCAUGUGAAGCAUCAUUGAAUCAAUGGAUCUGUUGAAGAACUCAGCUGCUGGAAACCAUGCAAAAUGUUUUGAAUUGCCCUUAAAAUAUGGAAAAUGUUUUCUGAAUGCUUUAUAUUCUUUCUGCUGUAAAUUAAAAAUGAAGAAAAUUUCCCCAUA